This is a messenger RNA of Triplophysa dalaica, 3445 nucleotides long. RefSeq lists its product as uncharacterized. The transcript has 6 exons. Lineage: Eukaryota; Metazoa; Chordata; Actinopteri; Cypriniformes; Nemacheilidae. The coding region runs from base 1959 to 3014 and encodes 351 amino acids. The record is from RefSeq and is a predicted model, not a curated record.
CUUACACUUGUGUACAAAAAACUUGGCUAGAAAAAUAAAUAGAUUUAUAAGAAAAUACUUGUCUUUUAGAUUUUUGUCAGAAUUAUAAAAUCCAAAUAAGACAUCCUUAAACAUCAAAGAAAAGUUGACUGAUAAAGAAGCACGUACAAAGAGACAAAAUUUCUCCCAAAAAGUAGCUACAUGAAUACAGUCCCAAAAAAGAUGAGGUACAGACUCGUCUUCCACUCCACAAAAGGAGCAAAGGGGAUCCAACUCAGGAAACAUUUUGUUUUAUAAAGACAUUGACUGGAUAAAAUCGAUGCAACAACUUGAAUGAUACCUCUUUAACCUUAUUAGUGAUUAAAUAUUUAUUGGAUAGAGACCACACUUUCUUCCAAGGAAUAUCAUUAAAACAAUUACUCCAAUAUGAUGUUAUAGAAGGGACAGUUAUAAUAUCACUCUGUAAAAGUUGUCUAAUCUUUCUAUUUCUAGAAGAGGGACAGGAUAAAAAACAGAUCUUCCCUAUUGCAGUCUCGCAUGGAGGUAGAAGAGAGUAAAGAAUCAGCUGAGUUUUUUAAAAGUGCAAUAGCUCCACUGGGGAUGGCAUCCAUCACUAUGGCAAAGUCUCGUGGGGUGACAGGAAUACAAUAUUUCGUUAAGAAUUCAGAAUAAGAAAACAAUUGAUCAAGAUGUAAAUCACCUCGGCUGCUCUGCUUAGAUCGCAUGUCAAACGGGAGAAGCGUGAUCUCGCGAUACUUGGAUGUUUAACGCGAGCGGCUUAUUUAAUCGACCAGAUUCGUUUUAAAUAAUGCACUUAUUACGCUAGAUGGCGUCUUUUACACCCUAAACUUUAUUAACAGUCACUGAUUCGUGUCCUCUGCUUGUUAAACAUUUGCCUAAUGCUUUCAGCUGUUACACAUUGACAAAACAUUACAAUUUAAAUGUAUUUUAUGUCUUUAGUUCAAUGGUUUAUGUUUAUAUUUAAGGACUGCUUUGGUUUCCAUUGGUUACUAAUAUUGUCGAUGACGUCAGACAUCUACAUAAAUGUGUUGACAGCGCGAGCAAGUGCCGGAGUUACUCGUUUGUAUUCUUGAUUACUUUUACAUUUGCGCUUUACAAAAAAGUACCAUAAAUACUUUAUUUAGUUUAGUAUUAAAGUAAGUAGGCUACUUUAGUGAAGUUUCACAUCAUGGGACAAGUGAACUGUGGAUGUUUGGGCCACGAGACUUCAGAUCCGGAAUGCAAUCAAACACUGGAGCAGUGUUGGGAACAAGAUCAGAGAGGAGCACAGCGUCAAGAUGACUCCACACCGACAAGUUCCAGACGUGACACGAAAAUGAGGAAGUUCAAGAAAAGAGCCAAAGAUUCAGAGCAACACGUGAACGUAUCUGAACACAAGAGAGAGAUGAAGAAGAUGCAGACUGACAACAAAACAAGUCCUGCGGUUCACAGAAAGUCUAGGAAGGAAUCCAGAGAUGCUUCUCCAUUGAGCAUCGAUACCUUGACACUUUCGCUAUCUCCUCCACCGAUACAAGUCGCUCCAUGGCCACCAGCUUCAGCAGCUGAGAGGGUAAAAUCCAGUCAUCCAUCAAGGCUGGAACCGCUAGUUAUACAUGUUGAUCCUCAACCCUCAACUGCAACACCUGGAAGAUCAGAGGUGAGACGUUCAAGGAGGAAACGGAGGAAGGACGCUGAAAACAUGGAUCAUGAAGUUAAGACAACAUUUAUAAAGACAUGACAAAAUUUAAUCUGUCAUGGAAAAACUUUGAAACUCUUUUUCUCUUCAUUCAUCAGCGUCUAAACCGCUGGUGAUACGUGUUGAUUCUCAACCCGCGACUGCAUCAACUGAGAGAUCAGAGGAGAGACCUUCAGCAGAUAAACUGAAGAAGGGGGACAAGAAAACGGAUCAUGAAGUGCCUGAACCGCUGGCAGGACGUGUUUAUCCCAAACCAUCAACCUCAUCACCCGAGAGAUCAAAGAUGAGACGUUCAAGGAGGAAACUGAGGAAGGAAGCUGAAAUCCUGGAUCCUGAAGGGUUUCAUCGUUCUGCCUCUGCCGACCCGAAUCCUGAACAGACGGAGGUGACAAAAUAUGAAGCUGGUCCACCAACACCUGCUCCAACAGCUGAGAGGGUAAAAUCCCGUCAUUCAUCAGUGCCUGAACCGCUGGUCACGUCACACUCUGAUCUCUUUACACGCCUGGUCCUCAUGGACAUUGAAGAUGAUGAUGAGGUGCAUAUCAUCUCUCCAUUUGUUAUGAAUGACACCAGACAGAGAAGACCUAAGCCCAUGAGGGAAAAACAACCGACGUUUUGUUGGGUGGAGGAGAACAAAGAGAGGCUGGAGAGUGAAAGAUCAGCGAAGAAACUGAACAAUGCCAAAGCAACGGACCAUGAAGGAUCAUCUCCUUAUAUCCCAUACGAACAUACCGAGGCGAUAUCACUGUCAGCACCUUCAUCACAAUCUGAUCUCAUCCUCAUGGACAUGAAUGAUAACACCGAGUCUGAUGAGCCUGAGGUGAAGUUCAUCUCUACAUUUGAGCUGAAGGACACCAGACACAGAAGACCGAAGUCCAUGAUAAAAGAUCAACCGAUGUUUUGUUGGAUGGAGAGCACGGAGAUGCUGGAGAGUGAAACUGAAAUGGAUGAAGUCCAGCCAGAAGCUCCAGAGCAGCAGGAGACACCUGUGAAUAAAUACCAUCCAGAGAGCAAAACUGACAAACAACAAACCCUUCAGAAGGAGAAAGACGCUCAUGAAAACACCAUCAUGACAGGUCCUUAUGGUCCCGUUGGAGAUACCCAAGAUCACCUGACAGGUCCAGAGAAGACCAAAGCUGCCAGCAAAACAAAAGGAUUAUUUGUUCUUCAUCACUGGCUUGAGAAAAAGACCAAAAAACGACAGGAGGAGAAAAUGAGAAAAGAAAGGGAAAUAACAGAAACACAGUUACUGCGUGAGAGAUACCUCAACAGUCCAGCAUUGAAACAUUUGUGUGUAAAUAAGAACAACUCUUACUAUAUCCCGAAUCUCCUUCUAUAACUCACACUACUGUAACAGUAGUGACUCCUCAUCUGCUCCUCAUGAACCCCAAACCUCCUAUUCAUAUCUUUUCUCUACAUGUGUGAAAAAAACUUAAGUGUUAUGUGCAAAAUUAUUUAGUUUAUGUGUGAUAUAAAUAAGUAAAUGUGUUAAAAAAUGAAGUAUUUGUGCAAAAAAAUGAAGUAUAUGUGCAAAAAAAUGAAGUAUAUGUGCAAAGAAAACAUUUAGUGUUAUGUGCAAAAUAAUUAAGUUUAUGUGUGAUAUAAAUAAGCAUAUGUGUUAAAAAAUGAAGUUUAUGUGCAAAAAAAAAAACAUUUAUAUGUGCCUUAAAAUAAGUAUGUGCAAUUUUCCCUUAGUGUGUCUAAAGAAAACUCCUGUACAGUUUUACUUACCUUGUGUGCAAUGAAUAAACUUGUCUUUGUUUAAAUACA